AUGUCUCGUAAUCUCGCCGUGCUCUGCCGCGUCAGUAGCAUGUUUUAUGCACUAUCAGCUCCAGUUCUCUAUCGCGAGAUCGUCGUUGACGGCAAUAGAAGCUUUCUCCUCCAACUUUUCCCCUUGCUUUCUCGUGUACAGCGUCGCUCAGUGCGCAUAGCGAUAGCUGAGAAUAAUAUCCCAAUAACCCGACAACUCGAUAUGCUCCUCCGCACGCCGGCAGAUCGAAUGGUGGAUCCAGGAUGGGUGCAGAAGCUUAAAAUAUUCAGUGGAUAUAACAUAACACCAGAGGCAGCCGUAUUAUGGCCGCUCCUCAACGAAAUUGCCCGGGAUAUGGUAAAUAUAGAGAGCGUUGUUUGGGAGCCGUCGGCUGGGAGCACUUAUUUAGCGAAUAUAAUCGGCGGACUCCCGAACCUCCGUCAUGUUUCCUGCUCUACAAACGGUCCCAUGUGUGCCCCGCAUUUGGAGUCAAGCUUUCAAGACGUUAGACUCAAAUCACUUGUGGUGUAUUGUGAUGGCACCGCCGACAGCGAAACGGCAAAUAUUGGUGGCCCAAGGAAUCUCAUACUCCCAUCUGCUGGAAGCCUUGAAACGUUGCACCUGUCGUUUCGCAGGGUUGGCGUUGCCGAGGAACACAUCAUGAGGAUGCUUAGGGGUGUUGUAUCAAUUACUAUGUUGAAGCACCUUCGCCUUGGCUUUUUCGAUUGGACUACUAUAGUAGCUCUAGGAACGGUCGUAAGGUUCAGUGCCCUGGAGUCACUGCAACUGGUACAUGAAACCGUUUGUCCCGGUCUUUCAGCUACCCUACUAAGAAUUGGCCGCCUUUCAGCUCUGACAACUCUGAGUGCUACCCUGUCCCCGAAUCAAAUGAUAGAGAUUAUAAAUGCAUGUGACAGAUUGAGAGAAUUGUACGUAUUCUAUCACAGAGAGAUUGACUCGAAUGCGGCUGUUGUCAAUGCGGUAGAUAUUGUCGAGGCAGUAGGAAAGCAUGGGCAUACGUUGAAGGUUCUGUGUCUAUGUGAGGGAUAUGGAAAUGAGGCAUCUACAUUCACUAUGCGCCGUCACGAUAUUGAGAAACUUACUCGAGUGUGUCCAAAAUUGGAGGAGAUUAGAAUUGGCGUGAGAAUGGAAGAAUACAUCAAUACACCCUCAAAGUUUCGUGAGUUCCGGCACCUCAAACAUCUGUACGUGGAGCUAUUUGGACGCAAUAAUCGGAACUGGUUUGCAGAGCCUGGUUAUUCGGAUGAUGUCAGGCCUCUUUGUCCUUCGUGGGUGAUACAAACCGGAACGGCCGACAGAGAGAACCCUGAGGGGUCAAGAUCUGAGGUCACCCGCUUGGAGAUUGGAAUGUGCUUGAUGCUCACUUCCUUCAAGGCGCUUCCAUUGACAUUUGCCAUCGCGUCUUACGGAGUCUCAGCUAACCAUCCGGACUUGCGUCUCAUGCAAACCUACCGAAUCACCACAGGCGUCACCCCUUGUAAGCCUCAAGAAAGCUUAGGCGGCGGUGUGACGUUUUGUGCUCACCGAGGAAAUGCGUGUGGUGUCCAUUGGAUUGCUCCGCCGGGCUUUCGCGAUGCGCUCAUGAACUAUGACGGGUGUCCUUUUCAGGCGGAGGUCAUGUUGAAACCCUCGGGAAACAAUGAGCCUGGCACCGUGGGUGGUUGGGUUACUGCGUUUAAAGCCUCGUGUCUUCUCGAUACUUCUUUCGAGAUACCUAGCUUUGUUCUAGAGUGGUAG
This is a messenger RNA of Morchella importuna, 1737 nucleotides long. RefSeq lists its product as uncharacterized. Lineage: Eukaryota; Fungi; Ascomycota; Pezizomycetes; Pezizales; Morchellaceae. The transcript has 2 exons. The record is from RefSeq and is a predicted model, not a curated record. Bases 1 to 1737 code for a protein of 578 amino acids.